CCCGCCCACACCCACACUCCUGAGCUUCGUCUUGACCUGCCUCCAACCCUCGCGCGCGCUUGCCCAAAUCGCAAACCCUAGACCCCCAGAUCCCUCCCCAGCCGCCUCGCCAUGCGGAUCCGCAGGUCUGCCUCCCGCCUGCUCGGCUCCGAGUACUCCUCCCCCGCGCCGCCCCCAUUCGACCUCCCGCUCCCGCCCCCAUUCGAGCUGCCGCUCCCGCCGCCGCCGCCAGUGCUGCAGCCCUGCUCCUCCUCCUCUGCCCACGCUGGGAGCGGCGGGCGCCUCUCCGCCUCCUCCGCAGAGCCGCCGUGCGGGCACAACCGGUCGCCGUGGGACCUCAUGGCCCAGCUCGAUCCCUCGGAUCCCCAGGAGUUGGAACUCUUCAAGGAUACAUACUUCGUGAGCGUCACAUACCGCACUAGCUGGCUCUUUCCGGCCAGCAUUCCUGCCGCUACCUACAUCAAGGAGGAGGAGGAUCAAGAGGAGGAGGAGGAGGACAUGGAAGUAGAUAUGGCUGAGGAGGACAAUUACGAACCGUGGAAGAAGGUUGCCAAGAAGAAGGCUGCGAAAAAAAGGGUCAUGAAACACAAAGAGGAGGGGAAGAAUGUGAGCAGGCCCAGGAAGAAGGCGAAGGUUAAGACAGAUGAGGAUGAGGAGGACCAAAUGGCUGACGGGGGAGAACUUUGGAUGUGCAAGAAGAACGAUGGCAAGACCUGGUUUUGCCGGCGGACUGUGAGCCAGCCCGACUCCUACUGCUUGUAUCACGCUGAUCCCAAGCGUGCGCUGCAGCAGGCUUCGUUGGCAGCCUCCAAACCCUCCAAGCGGCGGAGGAAGAGGGCCCUCGACGUAGGCGAGGGGUUCUACUACUACGCUGGAUUCGGUCCGUCCUGCAGUAAGAGGCAAUGCAGACCAAGCAGCAGCAUGAUGGAAUCUCCACUCGCUGAAGAAAAAGAGCAGGCACCUGCUGAAGAAAAAGAGGAGGCACCACCUGAAGAGCCUGCUGAUCUUACUUCAGAUGAACCCCGAGCAGACGAUUCAGACCCUCAAGUGGCACCAGCACACGUUGAUGAGCCGAUGUGCGAUGAUACGGCUGGAAUCGCGGGCUGUGAUGAGGAGAGCAGCGACGACGCGUUCGCCUGGAAUGGUAAACCCCGAGUUGUUGGCAUCAAUGAAGGCAUCAAGAGGAAGAGCCCGUUCAAGAAGCGGUGGAGGAAGCCUGUGAAAGCCCGGUCACUAAAGUCGUUGAUGAUUUAAUUACUUCCUCGCCAUAUUUCCAGGACCAUUCCCAGUUGAAUGUAGUAGAUUAUAUCAAGAUGAAGAUGGAACCUCAUAGCACCAGAUCUUACCAUCGUAAAUGGUUCUGUAAAGUCCCAAAACUCAAGUCAGAGUCACAAACUGCUGGAUAGAUUUACAACUGAGGAUAGUCCUAUUUAUACACCAGAUCCUUAAGAAGUGGCCCAAAUAUAAUAAUCAGGCGAUGCAUUUUGUUGGUGGAUUACUUGACAGCCGUGAGGGUUAACCGUGAAGUGCUCUGUUCCAUUUAGAAAACUGUAGGAGCUAGUAUUGUGUUUGCUGGUGCAGCGUCGCUUGGUGGAACUGCAGGCAUCUGCUUUGAUAAUGUUCUAUGGACCAAAAGAGCACCCAGUCGUCCUGUCAAUGUCAGCCACUUCUAUGCUCUCCAAAGAAGCUUCUUUCAGUAUAAGGAAGCUAGGGAAAGAAAGGUUGAGAUGCUCUCCAAAGAAGCUUCUUGCAGUAUAAGGAAGCUAGGGAAAGAAAGGAUGAGAUGGCAUACACUGUGUACGUGAAGGUGGCUGAGAUGUUUGAGAUUGUUAUAACUUCACAGCUAGCCUAAGCUCUUAUGCAAACCAGCUGUUUGAUAUAUUGGAUCCUGAUUCCUGAGAGCAGAUUGAUCGCACAAUGCUUUUUCUGAGACUCACCUUGUCUCAGUAGGUGCCAACUAUGUCAAGUAUCUGACCACUAUUUGAAACUGAUCUUGCAGAGGUUGCAAUAACUGACAAUUCCCCAGUGGUGACUUACUCUGGCACUUAACUCCGGAGCAUCUGACCACUAUGCUCGGAGUGCUAUGAAGGAGAUUAAAUCGCUACAAAAGGGCAUCAUUUCGAGAGUUGUGGAUGGAUCCCACAUUUACAUCUGGUCUGAUCCUUCAUUGCUGCUUGAUGAAUGCCCGCUUGGUUCUGUCACCUAGAGGAUCUAGCCUGCUAACGCAAAUUAAUGAGUUGAUUGAUCCUUAUUCUUCUAGAUGUCACAUGGAUUUUCUGCGUACACCUACAGACUGGAUGAGGUGAACUUAAUUCAUAAUAUUCCUCCUGAUGAUAUUCCUGAUUUUCUGGCAUGGGACUUUGAUGUGAAUGGCCAUUUCAGUGUAAUACCUGCUUAUAAGUUAGUGCUGUGCUGAUGUUGCCGUGUUGAUUGGCUUCAGGAGAACUCAAUACCCUCAGUGGGUUGUUUCCAGUGGCAGCAAAAAUCUGGGACUUGAAUGUCUAAACAAGUUUAAGGCAUGAAACUGAUCCAGUGUGUCCACUGCCAUAGAUUGAACAAAGAUGGGGCUCUUCAUUUAAGUUGCAAAUUGGUUUAUUAUUGGUGGGAGAUGCUCCUACAGGAAUGUCAGGCUGCAGCUUUUUUCAUGCUAGAACAUAUCUGGUACCUUGAUAAAACGGUACAUCUGAAAAUCCUCCUCCUGGUGGUUUGCGCAAAAUAAACCUGUCAAUGAAGAGAAGCCUAUUUGGUGGUCCUAGACAUGAAGGCUCUUUCAAGCUGAACAUAGGUGCAUGGCCCUUAUACACAAACUGAUGCUGAUGCUGGCUAGGUGCCAUUUUCAGACAUUGCUCCGCUGUGGUGCUUAUGUCAGUGGUUGGUCAUCUGUUAGGACUACAGGUUGAUCUUCAUGCUGUUUGUGUCUGCAUGUGCCAGUAGUCUCCAGGUUAUCUCAUAUUUGGGCGCUGCAUGACCCAUGGAAACUGUGAUGCUAUGGGGGCCGAUGAGUCAUCAUUGAGUUGAUUGUGUGUAAUUUUGCUGAUGUCCAUGUCUUGUACUGUCCAAGAGUUUUUCUGUUGCUUUAGCUGACCCCCCUUCUGACCCUAGCUAUAUUUGCCAAUUAAAAGUUGUAGCAACAAUAUUAGAAACUUAUAGUUAUUAAUUUGAUUUAAAAAUAUUA
Molecule: messenger RNA, 3175 nt
Organism: Lolium perenne
Lineage: Eukaryota; Viridiplantae; Streptophyta; Magnoliopsida; Poales; Poaceae
Source: RefSeq, a predicted model, not a curated record